Prorocentrum cordatum is the source of this 4352-nucleotide messenger RNA. The record is from the annotation of a GenBank genome assembly. NCBI's taxonomy places the organism in Eukaryota, Dinophyceae, Prorocentrales, Prorocentraceae.
GGCUCAGCGCCCAGCGAGGCGGCGCCCGGGGUGCCUCUCUGGGGCCAUCAUCGAUGGCUCCCUCGCCAGCGCCGAUGGUGUCCCUGCAGUCCCCAGGGUCUCGAGACCAGGAGACCUUGGACAUCUCGCCCAGAGCUGCCACCACUAAUUCGUCGAACCCCGUGCAGAUGCAGACGCGUGUCACCAUCUCAUUCGAUGCGGCCGGCCAGGGUGUGACAGACAGAAGCAAUUUCACCGAGUACGGGCAGACCCAUGUUGCUGUUGAUACCAGGCUGGACGACGUUCACGAGCUGCAAGUCGUGAGGCAUCGUGGCAUCGGUUCCACGUUCGCCCAUUUCGCCGACAAUCGCGUCGACCACGCCACAGAAUCCAAGUUCGCCAGAUCGAAGAAUUGUCGCCUCAGGGGCGCCUUUCAGAGGGUGAGUUGCCUGAUGUUCGCGGGAGCAGCUCUGCUUGCGAUAUGGGCCUGCUACCGCCGUGAAUGGUUGCGCUCGGGCAUCUAUGCCUGCGCCGUAAUGCCCCCCUACGGGUUGUGCGUCUUCCAGGCGCUGCGCAACAGGAAGAGGAACGAGACUCUCAGCCGCUCCAGGCUGGAGAACGUCGUGCUGGCGGCGUUCGGGCUACAGGGGCUGGCGAUCAUCGCGGCGGAGUGGCUGCGCCCCAGAGUUGAUUAUGGAAUGCUGAUGAUGCACAUCGGCUUUGUGCAGAACUUCACCCCCUUUCCGGAGCUGACGCUGCACGCGGUCACGUCGCUCUCCUGCUUACUGCCCUUUGCGUUUGCCACCUACGUCCGGUACAGAGAUCCAACCCUCCUGCGCUACGGCCUCGAGGGGUCUGCGGGCGAGGACGACCGGUGCGGGGACAAGAGCAGGUCGGCUGAGGCAGAGAUGAUACGAGAUUUGCUGAUGGUGACGUUCAUCCUCCUGUCGCAGGUGAUCUCCACAUCGAUGCGGGAUCUGUCCAUGCGCAAGGACUUCCUCGUCACCGAGCAGCUCCAGUCCCAAAAGAAGCUCCUCAAGCUGGAGGAGAAGCGCUGCACGGACCUGCUGCGGAGCCUCCUCCCGCGCCAGAUCAUCGCCUCAGCCCUGAUGAAUGACCCGGUCGUCCCUGAGCUCUUCCAGGACGUCACGGUGGUCUUCAUCGAGAUCUGCGGCUUCCACAGGCUGUGCGCCCAGCUGUCCCCAGAGACUGUCGUCGAGGUGCUGAACGUCAUCUAUCACGAGUUCGACCGCCUCAGCGACCUGCUCGACGUGUACAAGGUGGAGACGGUGGGAGAGGUCUACAUGGCCGUCGUGGGCUGCCCGGAGAUAAUCAUCAAUCACGCCGACGUCGCCGCGCAUUUCGCGCUCGCUGCCCAGGAGAGCAUGCCGCACAUGCGGGACAGGCUCCGCUGCAUCGCCGGGCUGGGGCCAGUCAGCGCCGACGCGGCGAAGCUGGCCUUGGAGGCGGCGCUGCCUGAGCAGCUUGCUGCCGACCUCGCCCUGCCGGCGACCCUGCCUGCGCCCAGCCCCCAGCCGUGCAUCACGGGAGACGUGGGCUCUGGGCUCCUGGUGCGCAUCGGGCUGAACUCUGGCAAGAUCCGCGCUGGGGUGGUCGGCCUGGCCGCGCCGCGCUACAAGCUGGUGGGGGACACCGUGAACACGGCGAGCCGCAUGGAGAGCACCUGUGUUCCGGGGCGGAUCCAGUUGAGCCCGACCACGCAGGAGAGGCUCACCGACGGCCUUUUCGUGAUCGAGCCUCGUGGCGAGGUGCCUGUGAAGGGCAAGGGCACCAUGGUGACCUCGUUCCUCAACGGCUACAUCGGGGGGUCGCACUGGCCGCGCGAGGUCCACCUUAUCCACUCCAAUUUCGGGAGGCGGGGCAGCUUGGAUGGUGGCAUGUCGAUGCCGGGGAUGUCCCGUGGCCCGUCUCUACUCUCCUGGAUCGACGAGGGCUCCCAUGAGAUCACCCAUGCCGCCGAGGAGGCAUUAGACAUCAAGAAAUGGCCCUCGCUUGCCCAGCGGCACGCAUCGUUUGUCCAGUGGCACGCAAUAUGGCGGCACCUGGCGCCCGAUGACGACGCAGACACGACCAAGCAGAAGCCUAUGAACAACAUGUCGAUUGACCAGCUGCUCCUUCUGGCAUCCGAGGGGCAGAAGCAGCCGAAGCGCCUGGCGCUGCUGAUUGAGGACCUGCCUCGGUACCUCGCCGACAGCCUCCCGGCGAGGAUGUACGGUGCCAGGGUCCUGACCAUCGGUUGGCUGCUGUUCAUGACUGCAAUCUCGGUGUUCGAUAUCUUCAUGCAGGAGGAAUCGCGCCAAACCCUCGAAACCAUGCUGGUCCGCUCCGUCUGCAACCACAUGGUGGGCCUGCUGUACCUGCUCUUCAUCGCGAGCGGGGACCACGAGGAGCUGUGGCUGCAGGGGUGGACCAUCGUGAUGCUGCUGAUCCAGGGCGGGUCGGUGCUCUUCGGCAGCAGCCUCGCUUUCAAGAGCGAGCCCACUCUCGUGGCCCUGUACGGUGUCUGGGUGCUGUUCUACUCCGUGUGCACUAUCCUCCAGCGUCUAGCCAUAUCCGUCAUCGCCGUCGCCAGCUUCAUGGUGUUGGAGCUGGCGCGCUGCGACGACACGGAGCGGUUCCAAGGCGUGUUCGAGAAGUUCGUGGGUAACGUGGUCUUUCUUAUUGCCUUCUUCGUGUUCAUGGCUUGCAGCGUACGGCUGAAAGAGUUCCUUGGGCACGUCGCGAACUAUGACCACUGCUUCAUCGACAAGCAGCUAGAGAAGAUGGACGGGGCCAGGUCGGCGAGAUCACAGCUCCUGGCGAGCCUCCUGCCCGAGCACGUAGCGGAGAAGGUCUUGGAGGGGGUCUCGCCCAUCGCUGAGCCCUGCGAGCAGGUCACCAUGCUGUUCACCGACAUCAAAGGAUUCACCGCCUACGCCGCGGACCUUGCACCGCAGGAUCUCGUGGACCUGCUGAACUCGAUGUAUUCCGCGUUCGACGAGAUCAUCGUGAGCUGGGAGCUCUACAAGGUGGACGUCAUAGGCGACGCCUACUUUGUGACGGCAGGGUGCCCCCCUUCCGAGUCCCUCGAGGACCGCGUGGAGCCAGAGGAGUGCGCCAUGCGGGCCGUGGAGGUGGGCCUUGCCAUGCUGCGGACGCUACCCACGCUGCCCUGGGGCAGCGCCGGCACCCAGCUCGACAUGCGGGUGGGGCUGCACACCGGCUCGGUGGUGGCCGGGGUGGUCGGCAAGAAGGGCCCGCGCUACCACCUCUUCGGUGCCGCCGUCGGGUACGCCAACCAGAUGGAGUCGACGGGCCAGCCUGGCCGGGUCCACAUCAGCGACGACACGUGCGAGCUGCUGCGGGCCGGUGGGUACAGCUACGAGUUUGAGGAGGCGUGGGUGGAGGUGGAGGGGCUGCAGGAGAAGGCCCGGACCUGGCACGUGAACCGGAGCAAGGACAACGCCGCGCAGAAGAUCCAGACAGGGCUCCUGCGGCAGCGGGCCAAGAGGCGCGGCUGCCCCGACCCCCUGGCGCCCACGUCGCCGCCCCUGGGCUCGCCCCGCCGCACGCGGGCCAGCAGGGCCUUCUCCGUCGGGCACCGCGGGGCCACCCUGUCCGCUCUGUGAGGCCUCGCCCUCCGCGCGCGGGGGCGCCGCCGCCGCCCGCCGCCUGCCGCCUGCGGCCGAGAGGGCGGGGCCGCGGGGCCGAGCGGCCGCCCAGCGGAGGGGCCGCGGCGGCGGCGGGGCCUCGCUCCAGUGGCCGCACCGUGUGGUGCGCCCAGCCCCAGGCCCUGGAGCGGGCGGCGCGACACGCCAAGCAAAAGGUCCCGACCGUCGUAACUGUUGGGAUCGAGCUAAGUGUAGUAUAGCCAGGGGAGUUAUAGCGGAUCAGCUCACGUAACUGGUUUUUCCAGCGCCUCCCGGCGCGGGCGGAGCCUGUGCAUCGAUGAAAGCGCCCGGCGGUGGGGCUGAAACCAGCUGCAAGCAGCCGGCUUCGUAACCCUCCCUUCCCCAUGUCCCCUUGCCCUUGCCCGGAGGUCAUACAACCUCUUCUUCCUCCUCCUCCUCCUCCUCCUCCCCUGUAUCUUCCUCGUAGCGGUGGCGGUGCCGCAUUUGUGGUUUACCCCACGGCGCUGUCCGCCUGCCGCGUCGCCCGCUGGCAGGGUGAGGCUCUUUUCUCCGCCGUGCUCCCCUGAAUGAAUCUUGAGAGCAGUGUUUGGUUUCGCGUGGCUCCUCCUGUCGCACAUGAUGGGGGCCUCGUUUACCCUUGCAAUGCCGUCUUGGGAAUGCCCUCGCGUCGAUUUGCGUUGGGGAAUCGGUGGGGUAACGCAGAUGUGGUGUUGACUGGCCUCGAUUUAGCAUCGGCUAGCA